CGAAACCUUAUGAGCAGCGAAUGGGGUUCAACAGUUAGUUUGAAUUAUUUUCAAUGUUCCAAUAGGACGAUCUGUUUAAGUUCCCGCUCUCUCUGCGAUGAUUUUCCGCAAUGUCCCGAAGGUGAUGAUGAAGCAUUUUGUGAAGAUCGUCGUGAUAUUUGUAGCGAAUAUAAGAUUCACGAUCGAACUCCUUCAGACGAAGCACUCUGUCUGUUUGGUGAUUACCAAGCAGAAACUAAACCGUUUACCUUGAAGAAUUCACCAGUCUAUCCUCCCAGAAAAGCUGCAGAGAUUAAUCGUAUUCAUGAACAAUCAACAGAACUGCACUUUGCCAAGAACACGAGACACUUUGAGACUAAUGAUUUUCUGUUGGCAUGGCAUUGUCAUCGCGGUCUUUAUGCUCAACUCUGGCUCAGUCCUACUAGUCUCAGUUACCAGUGCUUUUGUCCGCCAAGUUAUUACGGUGAUAGAUGUCAAUAUCAAAGCGAGCGAGUGAGUUUAACUUUAGGAGUAUUUGCCGCUGAUAGUCGUAUGCUCUAUGAGAUCGCAGUAAGUUUGUUUGAUGAUGAUAAUGAUCGGCAAGAAAUUUAUGCUACUGAACAAGUGUUGUACUUACCAACACAAAAGUGCUCGAUGAAGUAUAAUAUUUACCUUUUAUACCCAACGCGACCUAAAAACAUGUCAAAGAAUUAUAGCAUUCGCAUUGAUGUUUUCAAGAAAAUCAGUUUGGAAUAUCUUGCGAGUUGGUCCAUUAAAAUCCCGUUUCUCUUCAUGCCCGUUAAUCGACUGGCUAUCAUGUUGAGAAUGCCAGCAUAUCGGAUGCGUAACGUUCACAACUGUGCUUCGUCUUGUCAGAAUGGCGAAUGUUCGAAAUAUAUGAAUACAGAAGAAUUCUUUUGUCAAUGUCAGACUGGUUGGUCUGGUGCCCGUUGUCACAUCCGAACGGAUUGUAGUAAUUGUUCGUCGGAUUCACUUUGUAUCAAUUCGAUUCACAAUCGGUC
Molecule: messenger RNA, 1001 nt
Organism: Adineta ricciae
Lineage: Eukaryota; Metazoa; Rotifera; Eurotatoria; Adinetida; Adinetidae
Source: the annotation of a GenBank genome assembly